Messenger RNA from Ostrea edulis (European flat oyster), 1106 nucleotides. RefSeq names its product chaperone protein DnaJ-like. The transcript has 7 exons. The record is from RefSeq and is a predicted model, not a curated record. The coding region runs from base 180 to 959 and encodes 259 amino acids. Lineage: Eukaryota; Metazoa; Mollusca; Bivalvia; Ostreida; Ostreidae.
UCCCAUUCCACUUCUUGUUAUGGGUUGAACUUGCUCAAGGUUUCGAAGCUCAUAUCAAAUAAGUUUCCAAAUGAAAGUGCUUAGGUCUGCUGCUUUGGACAUUUUAUAAAGUAAGAAUUAAUUUGGAUUUGACACAAAAUCUUGAGAAAUGAAGGUCAGUGAAGAUGUUGACAUAAAUUAUGUUUCAUUCAACAUGUUCAAUAAAGAAUCAUGCACAUACGUUUAAACAUACUUCAUGUUGGCAACUGGUUUCGAGACACUGCUUAUCCUCAUAUUCAAGAACACAUUAUGAAACAUUAGGACUGCAGAAACAAGCCAGUGGAAAGGAAAUCAGAGCUGCAUACAUUCAGUUAUGCAAAAAGUAUCACCCAGAUGCAAAUCCAGGUGACCCGCAAUCGCAGCAAAACUUUGUGCAACUUCAGGAAGCUUACAGUAUACUUACUGAUCCCAAGAAAAGAGCAGAUUAUGAUGUCCAGUUAAAUAGAAAUAAUUUCAGGACAAACCGAACAGAAUACACUCGAAGUACAGGGUAUCGUUCAGAAGAUGAUUUUGUACAGAGUUACUACCAACAGCGAGCUAGACAACAGAGAACAGGCGAUAUGUACAAUGAUUUAUACGAUGAAAUGAUAAGAAAAAGCGAAGAAGCAAGACGAAAGGCAUAUGGUGAAUAUUACAGAGACCAAAACAGUAAACAGAAAGCAUAUGAGGACUUCUACAAAAACCAGGAAAGAAGGCGGAGAGAAUUUGAGAACAUAUAUAAAGAAUAUUAUCAGUAUCAAUCGCCCGGGUACAUGCGAGGCAACCCACGGAGUGAUUAUAGUAGAAAACAACAGUACCACCCUCACCCUUAUACCUCACCAUUCGGGAAUUUUCUCUUCACGUUUAUAUGGCUCUAUAUUGCUAUCAAAAUAUUGAUGUCAUUAGUAUGGAGUAAUGGUCACUCAGAAAGAGACAGAUAACAUAAAGGGCAAUUUUCAGUUCCAGUUGUAUGGAAUUUAACAGACUCGAAAGGACAUCAUGAAAUAGAUAUUUUGUUCUGUUGUUAUUUGAUAUUGAUAUAUAUAUAUAUAUAUUUUGAAUGUCUGAUUAAAUUUCUAUUAAGUAUG